Procambarus clarkii (red swamp crayfish) is the source of this 1894-nucleotide messenger RNA. NCBI's taxonomy places the organism in Eukaryota, Metazoa, Arthropoda, Malacostraca, Decapoda, Cambaridae. The record is from RefSeq and is a predicted model, not a curated record.
GAGCCACUCAACCAGCAGCUACAGAGCGCCACUCAACCCGCAGCUACAGAGCCAAUCACCAGCAGUUACAGGAGCCACUCAAGUAGCACCCACAGGAGUCACUCAACCAUCAGCUACAGGAGUCACUCAGCCAGCAGCUACAGGAGCCACUCAACCAUCAGCUUCAGGAGCCACUCAACCAUCAGCUACAGGAGUCACUCAACCAACAGCUACAAGAGCCACUCAACCAUCAGCUAAAGGAGUCACUCAACCAACAGCUACAGGAGCCACUCAACCAGCAGCUACAGGAGCCACUCAUCAACCAGCAGCUACAGGAGCCACUCAACCAGCAGCUACAGGAGCCACUCAACCAGCAGCUACAGGAGCCACUCAACCAGCAGCUACAGAAGCCACUCAACCAUCACUACAGGAGCCAAUCAACCAGCAGCUACAGGAGCCAAUCAACCAGCAGCUACAGAAGCCACUCAACCAUCAGCUACAGGAGCCAAUCAACCAGCAGCUACAGGAGCCACUCAACCAGCAGCUACAGGAGCCACUCAACCAUCAGCUAGAGGAGCCAAUCAACCAGCAGCUAGAGGAGCCACUCACCCAGCAGCUAGAGGAGCCACUCAACCAGCAGCUAGAGGAGCCACUCAACCAGCAGCUAGAGGAGCCACUCAACCAGCAGCUACAGGAGCCACUCAACCCAGCAGCUAGAGGAGCCACUCAACCAGCAGCUAGAGGAGCCACUCAACCAGCAGCUAGAGGACCACUCAACUACAGGAGCCACUCAACCAUCAGCUACAGGAGUCACUCAACCAACAGCUACAGGAGCCACUCAACCAGCAGCUACAGGAGCCACUCAACCAGCAGCUACAGGAGCCACUCAACCAGCAGCUACAGGAGUCACUCAACCAGUAGCUACAGGAGCCACUCAACCAGCAGCUACAGGAGCCACUCAACCAUCACAACAGGAGCCACUCAACCAGCAGCUACAGGAGCCACUCAACCAGCGCUACAGGAGCCACUCAACCAGCGCUACAGGAGCCACUCAACCAGCAGCUACAGGAGCCACUCAACCAGCAGCAACAGGAGCCACUCAACCAGCAGCAACAGGAGCCACUCAACCAGCAGCAACAGGAGCCACUCAACCAGCAGCAACAGGAGCCACUCAACCAGCAGCAACAGGAGCCACUCAACCAGCAGCUACAGGAGCCACUCAACCAGCAGCUACAGGAGCCACUCAACCAGCAGCUACAGGAGCCACUCAACCAGCAGCUACAGGAGCCACUCAACCAGCAGCUACAGGAGCCACUCAACCAGCAGCUACAGGAGCCACUCAACCAGCAGCUACAGAGACUCACAUCAAGCACUGCGUCAAGCACUGCGUCAAGCACUGCGUCAAGCACUGCGUCAAGCACUGCGUCAAGCACUGCGUCAAGCACUGCAUCAAGCACUACGUCAAGCACUGCAUCAAGCACUGCAUCAAGCACUGCGUCAAGCACUGCGUCAAGCACUGCGUCAAGCACUGCAUCAAGCACUGCGUCAAGCACUGCCUCAAGCACUGCAUCAAGCACUGCGUCAAGCACUGCGUCAAGCACUGCGUCAAGCACUGCGUCAAGCACUGCGUCAAGCACUGCAUCAAGCACUACGUCAAGCACUGCGUCAAGCACUGCGUCAAGCACUACGUCAAGCACUGCGUCAAGCACUGCAUCAAGCACUGCGUCAAGCACUGCGUCAAGCACUACGUCAAGCACUGCGUCAAGCACUGCGUCAAGCACUGCAUGAAGCACUGCGUCAAGCACUGCGUCAAGCACUGCGUCAAGCACUGCAUCAAGCACUACGUCAAGAACUGCGUCAAGCACUGCAUCAAGCACUGCGUCAAGCACUGCGUCAAGCACUGCCUUUCGUUGUG